AUGUUUUUUACAGACAUAAUCCUGAAGGAGAAGAGAAAGCUAUUUGUGGAGUCAGUGAACAAAGGUGUAAUCAAUGGAUUACUGGAUGACUUACUGGAAAUCAAAGUGCUGAAUCAGGAAGAAAUGGAGAUAGUGAAUGAAGAAAAUAAAACAAUCAAGGAUCAGGCUCGGAGACUAAUUGAUAUUGUCUCUCACAAAGGUUCUAAAGCCAGCCAACAUCUUAUUAAAAGUAUCAUUGAAAGAGAUGAACAUCUUGCAGACAAGCUUGGAUUGUUUUCAGGAUCUCAGACAGAACAACUGGCUAUAUCUAAUGUUGAAGGAUUUCAGAAAAAUUCUUUCUCACCAGUUCCUCGGACAUUCCAGGAUAUUGCCACAGACACACUAAGGCUUUGUUCCCAGGAAGAUUUCCAAAGGCUAAGGAAGGAGAUGGCAGGACAGAUAUACCCAGUGAUGGAGAAAGAAACCCGCACACGCCUGGCGAUUAUCAUCUGUAAUGUGGAGUUUGAUUAUCUCCCUCAGCGAACAGGGGCCAAUAAUGACAUCAGAGGAAUGCAGGACCUUCUUGUGGGUCUGGGUUACAGAGUAGAUGUUGAAAAGAACCUCACAGCUUUGGAAAUGGAAUCAAAGCUGAAGCAAUUUGCCUCCCGCCAAGAGCACCAGACUUCUGAUAGUACUUUUUUGGUGCUCAUGUCUCAUGGUGUGACAAAUGGCAUCUGUGGGAAGGAUUACACAGACAUAGAUUGCCAAAUACUACCUAUUGAAAGGAUCUUCCAAAUAUUUAACACCAGGAACUGUCCUAGUCUGAAGGACAAGCCCAAGAUCAUUAUCCUUCAGGCUUGCCGAGGGGGGAAUUCAAGAGCUGCUUGGGUCAAUGAUUCAGUAACACCCUUUGCAGACACGUAUCCACAGGACCCAUACAUCUUAGAAAGUGAUGCUUUCUAUAAGGCUCAUGUGGAGAAGGACUUCAUUGCUUUCUGCUCAUCAACUCCAAAUAACAAAUCUUGGAGACACACUAAAAAGGGCUCUCUCUUCAUCAUCCAAUUGAUUGAUUGCUUUAGAAAGUAUGCUUGGUGCUGUCAUCUGUAUGAUAUUUUCUGGAAAGUCCAGCAUUCAUUUGAGACCCCAAUGGAGAAGAUACAAAUGCCCACCAUUGAAAGAGCAACAUUAACAAAAUAUUUCUAUCUUUUUCCGGGAAAUUAAAAUUAGCAAGCAACAGAAACAGUGGCUGUUGGCAGCUCAGACUCUACAGAUUUCCCCACAAACAGAAAAAAGUCAUGCAUCAGGUCCAACAUAGGCUGGUAAAAAAAAAAAAAAAAAAAAAAAAAAGCAGGAAAACUUGAGCAAAACAGAGAUCCUUUUGGUAUAACACAAGAAGAUCCAAAAAGAAACCCCAAGCCAGGAAUUAACUGGUUUGAAGUCCAGACACUUUUGCAUUAACUCCAGGGAAACACCAAGUGGGGACCUCUGGGGUGAGUUAAGUGUGACUGAUACUUCAGUAGGAACUACAAAAACUUUAACCUCCUGAACUCCAAGGAAAAGAUCUGAAUUGGGGAAGACUGAGUGAAUCUUACCUGAUUAGGAAUGCCAAGCCUGACUGUUUUGCAGAGAAUUGACCCUGGGAAAUAAGGAAUACUUGGAGGUCUACCUGCUAAGAUAAACGCAAGAAAUAUAUUGAUUAAAUUACAAAACAGUUCUCACAGAAAUAAAGUCAUAUCUAAACAACUGGAAAAAUAUCUUUGCUCAUGGGUAAGCUAAUGUAAUAAAAAUGACAAU
Antechinus flavipes (yellow-footed antechinus) is the source of this 1773-nucleotide messenger RNA. RefSeq names its product caspase-1-like. The transcript is spliced from 9 exons. The record is from RefSeq and is a predicted model, not a curated record. Gene Ontology annotation, molecular function: cysteine-type endopeptidase activity; caspase binding. Lineage: Eukaryota; Metazoa; Chordata; Mammalia; Dasyuromorphia; Dasyuridae. Gene Ontology annotation, cellular component: protein-containing complex. Gene Ontology annotation, biological process: regulation of apoptotic process; proteolysis. Bases 1 to 1200 code for a protein of 399 amino acids.